Wasmannia auropunctata (little fire ant) is the source of this 1204-nucleotide messenger RNA. Its product is annotated as cytochrome P450 4d2-like. The transcript is spliced from 9 exons. Gene Ontology annotation, molecular function: monooxygenase activity; oxidoreductase activity, acting on paired donors, with incorporation or reduction of molecular oxygen; heme binding. Bases 106 to 948 code for a protein of 280 amino acids. The record is from RefSeq and is a predicted model, not a curated record. Lineage: Eukaryota; Metazoa; Arthropoda; Insecta; Hymenoptera; Formicidae.
ACCAAUAAGUACUUAUGCAAAACAUAUAAUUGGGAUCUAUUAAUUCGUACAAUAUUUUUUAAAAUAUUGAAAAUCAAAAAUAUAAAGGAACAGGGACAGUGAAAGAUGUAUAUAUUUUUGGCAGCAGUUGCUGUAAUUUUGAUUAUAAUAUUUAUUUUUGUUGUUAACAAGAAAGAAUUUUACAAAUUAAAAAGAAACUUAGAAUUUGCUUUUUCUCUGCCUGGUGCGCCUAUAUUUUUAUCUGUUGUUAAUUCAUUGCAAAUUGCUCUCAAUUAUAAAAAACUUCUAGACUGUGUAGAUUCAACUACUAAAAAGUAUGGAAAUAUUACUCGUUUUAUCUUAGGAACAGAUGUGGUCGUAGUACUUUCAAAACCCGAGGAUUAUAAACUUGUGCUUACGAACGUAAAUGGUACCUACAAAACAUCGGUAACCAAAACAUGGGAGGUAAUAAUUGGUGACGGAAUUGUCAGAACUUCAGGUGCAACUCACAAACUUCGACGAAAAAUAAUACAUCCCUUGUUGAAUCUCAAGUAUUUAUCCAAAUAUGCAACAUUUUUCGAUAACUUUAGCAAUCUUUGUGCAGACGCUAUAGAAAAAAAUGUCGAUGGACAAAUGUUUGAUCUUAAACCGCAUAUAAUGCAAUACACAUUUGACAUAUUUUUAGCGUCAGUUGUGGGUAUUCAGAAAACGGCGUAUAAAGAUGGAAACGAGCUAUUACAUUUGCAGAAGAAAUUAUUCGAACACUCAUAUAGCAGAGUAAUAAAACCGUGGCUACAAUUGGAAUGGAUUAUGGGUCAGAGAUAUGUACUUUUAUCCGUGGCGACGAUAGUUGUAAAUCUGAUCCGACGAUUUCGAUUUAUGACGACUGGCAGCGUAGAUGACAUUAAAGUAACAGCCGACUUCUUGUUUCGAGCUCGAGAUGUUAAAAUGUCUAUAUCUCGUGUAUGAGUUAUUAAGAAGAGCGAUGUUUACAAUAAUUAAUAACAUUGUAAUUAAUUAAUAAUUAUAAAUUUUAAUUAUAACAGAUUAUUAUUUUAAUUUUUGUGAGUCGAUCUCACAUAUGCGCACACGUACUAUAAAUAUACAUUAUAUAGUAUUAUUGUUAGACAAUAGUAUAUCUCUACUUGAAAAAAAAUAUAUGAACAUUUCUUUCCAAGUGUAAAACAGAGAAUAAUUUCGAAAUAAAUUAAUUCUAUCAAUGCAA